CAACAAUCCGAAUCCUCAAAAUUCUGCCAGCCUUGACGAGGACCAAUGAAUUGGUCGCCUUAUUUGACGCUUAGAUCUUGACUCCAACCAACACUUUUGAACCAAAGCGCUUCAUCUCCCCUACACUCUACAGACCCACGAAGGAUCAGACCCGAAUUCUCCACUAUACAAGCAUCCGCAUUCAUCUUCAUAGUCUCAGAAACCAUGUCCGGUCAAAUUUAUAUUCCACUUCCUACCGCCAACUCAAUACGUUUGCUGAGGCUAGCGCCUGGAUCCAACGAUGACCCUAUUACUUGUGAGCUGGAGAUUUUCUCGCUCAACGAAGCACCCACCUAUGAAGCCCUAUCUUAUGUUUGGGGUAAUCCGCAGCCUGCAGCAUCAAUCCUGAAUCGUGGCCUUGCUCAAACGGUCACUCCUAAUCUAGAGAAAGCUCUCAGGCGGCUUCGACUGCCAGACCUCGAACGGGUGGUCUGGGCUGAUGCAAUCUGCAUCAACCAAGAGGAUAUACAUGAACGAGAGUGUCAGGUUUUAUUGAUGCAAGCUAUCUACAAUCAAGCGUCAAAGGUUCUGGUAUGGCUUGGGGAUGAUGAGUUUGGUCAAGCAGAGAAGGCCUUAAGAGUUAUUGACUUAGCUUCGGGUUGGUGCAUGACCGAGACAAACGCAAAUUCCUUAUCGGAAAUUGAUUUUGACUUGGUCAGUGAGCCGACCCUCAUCCAACGAGCGGGCUAUGGUUCGCUGCACGCUACCAGCUUUUUGAGCGGUUUUCUUGGUACUCCAAUGUGGGAGUUCGACAUAAUGAGGGUCGAAGUAGAAAAAUGGGCUUCCCUACGCUGGCUUUUGGAACGUCCUUGGUUUUCAAGGACGUGGAUCAUCCAGGAGGUUGCAUUUGCAGAUUCCAUAAUAAUGAUUGGCCAACAUGAGCUCGAAUGGGACCAGCUUGCCAUUGCUACAGCCUGGCUUGAUCGGAAAGCCUACCCCCCGAAUCGUACUGGCCAGGAUACACAAAAUAUGAGACGCAUACGAGCAAUUUAUGCCUGCAGUCCAAGACGAAAUAUGGGGGUUCGCUUAGAGCUCGCAGAAGCAUUGGAGCUAUUACGAGGCUUCGAUACAUCCGAGAUCCGGGACCGAGUAUAUGCCGCUGUUUGUUUGUCUAAUCAAGAAAAACUAAACCACUCGCUACUCAAACCAAGCUACUCUAGGCCAAUUCCGGAAAUAUUCACAAAUGCAACAGAGUAUGUAAUACGCAAUCCGGGUUCGAGACAUGCCCAGUUGGAUAUUUUGUCAUCUGUUACCGGAGAGCGCAAUGUGCUGGAUGGUUUUCCGUCCUGGGUUCCUCGUUGGGAUGAGAAACCACGUACAUCAGAACUGUGGGUCACGAAUAUCGGCUCUCGAUGGAAUGCAUGCGCAAGCAAAACAAGCGAAAAUGUCUCUGUGAGUGAUCGAAAAGGUCUGGUUGUUGAAGGCAUACGCCUCGGAACAAUUCAAUUCGUAGAUGACCGGCUUUCUGGCUUGUCAAGUACCGAAGAAAACCUAGUACAACAGCUAUUUGAAGAAAGAGUUGCCAAUCUGAGGAGUUAUGGACCCUUUGAGAACCUAGCUGAAGCAUUUGCCCAGACGAUUACUGCGGGUUCGAGCCGAAAUUUUGAUGCAGGCGGCGGAAAAGGAGAAUCAUUCCACUGGCAGGAUCUAGUAUCAUAUUUUGCGUGGCCGAGGUCAAAGGAAGAGAGAGACCGAAUGUCAGAAUCACAUGCAGAGCGGAUGAGGAUAAUGCAGGAGACGUCCAAUUUCGAAAUGUCGAUUAAGACAAACCAUUCGUUCUUUGUAUUAAACAACGGAUUGAUGGGAAUGGGUCAUUGUAGUAUCAAAGAAGGCGACGAAGUCUGGAUACUCUUUGGAGGUCGGUUACCUUAUGUACUGAGGAGUUUCAGGGACCACUACCAAUUCCGACGUCAGUGCUAUUUAGCUGGAUGCAUGGAUGGGAGUCCCGUUACUGCUUGGGAAUCUGGUUUGUAUCCAGAAGACUUGGAUAAAAAAGAGAUUGAAAUUUGUUAGUACAUAGUUAUCCUUUAGUCAUUCAC
Hyaloscypha bicolor E is the source of this 2078-nucleotide messenger RNA. Its product is annotated as HET-domain-containing protein. The transcript is spliced from 2 exons. Bases 205 to 2052 code for a protein of 615 amino acids. NCBI's taxonomy places the organism in Eukaryota, Fungi, Ascomycota, Leotiomycetes, Helotiales, Hyaloscyphaceae. The record is from RefSeq and is a predicted model, not a curated record.